This is a messenger RNA of Debaryomyces hansenii CBS767, 1725 nucleotides long. It is a transcript of the gene LEU42, whose product is annotated as Leu42p. Gene Ontology annotation, biological process: L-leucine biosynthetic process. Gene Ontology annotation, molecular function: 2-isopropylmalate synthase activity. Bases 1 to 1725 code for a protein of 574 amino acids. Lineage: Eukaryota; Fungi; Ascomycota; Pichiomycetes; Serinales; Debaryomycetaceae. Gene Ontology annotation, cellular component: mitochondrion. The transcript has a single exon. The record is from RefSeq and is a predicted model, not a curated record.
AUGCCAAUGUUAAAAGACCCUUCGGUCAAGUACCAAAGAUUUCAGCUGAUAAAAUUACCAAAUCGCCAAUGGCCAAGCAAGGAUUUGGACAAGACUCCUAGAUGGUUAUCUACAGACCUUAGAGAUGGGAAUCAAUCUUUACCAGAUCCUAUGUCUAUCGCCGAAAAGAAGGAAUAUUUCACCAAGUUGAUUGAUAUUGGAUUCAAGGAGAUUGAAGUUGCAUUUCCAGCUGCGUCGCAGAUCGAUUUCGACUUUACCAGAUAUGCUAUUGAAACUGCCCCUUCGGAUGUUUCGAUCCAGGUUUUGUCUCCAUGUAGGGAAGAUUUGAUCAAAAGAACCGUUGAGUCGUUAAGGGGAGCUAAGAGGGCUACGGUGCAUAUUUAUCUUGCCACUUCAGACUGUUUCCGUAAUGUUGUUUUUGGAAUGACCAAGGAACAGUCGGUCGAGUUAGCUGUCAAGUGCACGAAAUUGGUGAAAUCUUUGACGAAAGACGAUCCUACUCAAAAGGACACUAUUUGGGACUUUGAAUUUUCGCCGGAAACAUUUUCUGAUACCAGCUUGGAAUUUGCAGUUGAGAUCUGUGAAGCAGUGAAGUCAGCAUGGGAACCUUCGAAAGAAAAGCCAAUCAUUUUCAACUUGCCGGCCACCGUGGAAAUGGCCACUCCAAACGUAUAUGCCGAUCAAAUUGAAUAUUUUUCCACUAACAUCACUAAUCGUGAAACGGUCUGCAUUUCAUUGCAUCCUCACAACGAUAGGGGUUGUGCUGUUGCCGCUGCAGAAUUAGGUCAGAUGGCCGGAGCCGACAGAAUCGAAGGUUGUUUAUUCGGAAACGGUGAAAGAACCGGUAAUGUCGAUUUAGUAACCUUAGCCCUUAACUUGUAUACCCAGGGUAUUGCUCCACACUUGGAUUUCUCUGAUAUUAAUUCGGUUAUUAAUAUAGUUGAAAAAUGUAAUAAGAUCCCAAUUCACGCGAGAGCACCUUAUGGUGGUUCAUUAGUUGUGUGUGCAUUUUCUGGAUCGCAUCAAGAUGCUAUCAAGAAAGGUUUCAACUCCCAUACUAAGCAAAUUAAGGAUUCCAAGAGCAAGAAUGUUCACUGGAAAUUACCAUAUUUACCAUUGGAUCCAGAAGAUAUUGGAAGAACCUAUGAAGCUAUUAUCAGAGUUAACUCUCAAUCUGGUAAGGGUGGUUCAUCCUGGAUUAUUUUGAGAAACCUCGAAUUAGAUUUACCUAGAGGCUUGCAGGUUGAUUUCUCUAAGGUAGUUCAAUCACAGGCUGAGGUCAAGGGCCAAGAAUUAUCUAACGAGGAAUUAUGUGAAUUAUUUAAGGAAGAAUACUUUAUUGAUUAUGAAAAGGACAAGUCAAUCGAUCAAUAUUACAAGUUACUCGAUUAUUCGAUUUCCAAUUCGAAAGAAGGUGUUAGAACCAUUGAUGUCGAUUUAAAAAUUAAUAACGAAACUACUUCUAUAAAGGGUCAAGGUAACGGUCCAAUCUCGGCAUUUGCCGAUGCGAUAUGCAAAGAUUUAAAGAUCAAUCUAGAUGUUAAACACUAUCAUGAACAUUCGUUAGGAGAUAAGUCCAACGCUAGGGCUGCAACAUAUAUUGAAGUAGUCUUAGAUGAUAAGUCUACUAGAUGGGGUGUUGGUAUCCAUGAGGAUGUUUCGCAAGCAUCUUUCUUAUCUUUAAUCUCUAUAUUAAAUGGUCUUCGUAGAGCUAAAAAAGAUUAA